Molecule: messenger RNA, 3191 nt
Organism: Salarias fasciatus (jewelled blenny)
Lineage: Eukaryota; Metazoa; Chordata; Actinopteri; Blenniiformes; Blenniidae
Gene: srpk3
Product: SRSF protein kinase 3
Exons: 17
Coding region: 257-2557 (766 amino acids)
Biological process (GO): peptidyl-serine phosphorylation; spliceosomal complex assembly; intracellular signal transduction
Cellular component (GO): nucleus; cytoplasm
Molecular function (GO): ATP binding; protein serine/threonine kinase activity
Source: RefSeq, a predicted model, not a curated record
UAACGGGAAGCUAACGGGAAGCUAACGGGGGGCUAACGGGAAGCUAACGGGGGGCUAACGGGGAGCUAGCGGAGAGCUAGCGGAGAGCUAACGGGAAUAACGGGGCUAACGGGACAGGCCAGCGGCUCAUGGUUGCCUCGCUCACCGGGGACCCCUGCGGACCUCAGCCCGGUUCUGGAGGACAGAGCCGUCGGAACACCGGCCUCCCGGUCUGGACCCCCCCUUCCCCGGUUCGAUUGGAGAACCGGGAGCCGACAUGUUGAUAGCAGUCAGCGCCGGAACCGUAAACUCAGCCGGCGGCGGCAAGAAGAACCGCCGGAGGGGCAAGAAGCACCGGAGAGGACGGCCGGACGAGAGCCGACCCAGUGACCUCUGUGACCCCUCAAUGACCCCGACCCCCCCGGGUCACCCAGAAACCGCCCAGCUGCCUCCCCAGGGUCACUCCGAACCACCACACACACCAGCACCUCCAGAGGGGCCUCCUGAGACCAGGACCCCGCAGAGAACCCAGGCUGAGACCCCCCCCCCCCCCCAGACCCCCACCCACUGCCCCCCACCCCUGCAGAGUGUGCCCGCCACCCCUGGUCUAGUAAAGACCGGGGACCCCCACCCAGGCGGUCCUGAAGACCCCCUGCUGUUCUCCCAGAGCCCCGCCCACAGUGUCAGCCAAUCACCACCUCCGCUUUUCCAGACCAUUACCCAGAAUUCCUCCAGGUCGCCUCACAGAACACCGGACGACCAAUCGCAGCUCUGCAAAUCCCCUCUGGUGUCCGGCGGAGCUCCGCCCACCCCCCCGCUGAGCCCCUCCCACCCGGACCCCUUCCUGCUGACCUCCGUCACCUUCACCUCCAGCGCCGCCUCCCGCCUGCCCCCCCCGCCCGGCCCCUCCCCCGCCUCCUUCCUGAGCUCCCUGGACUCUCUGGCCCCGCCCUUCGGACUGCGGCCCGUCGCGUCCCCGUCCGGCCGCCAUCGGGCCACGCCCCCUCCGCCCCUGAGCCCGCCCCCCGCCCAGCUGCUGGGCUCCGACGACGAGGAGCAGGAGGACCCCCACGACUACUGCACAGGCGGGUACUACCCAGUGAAGAUCGGAGACCUGUUCAACGGGAGGUACCACGUGGUCCGGAAGCUGGGAUGGGGGCACUUCUCCACCGUCUGGCUCUGCUGGGACCUCCAGAAGAAGCGCUUCGUGGCUCUGAAGGUGGUGAAGAGCGCUCCUCACUACACCGAGACGGCUCUGGACGAGAUCAAGCUGCUGCGCUGUGUGAGGGACAGUGACCCUUCUGAUCCGUACAGAGAGACCGUCGUCCAGCUCAUCGACGACUUCAAGAUCUCUGGAGUCAACGGAGUCCAUGUCUGCAUGGUCCUGGAGGUUCUGGGCCAUCAGCUCUUGAAGUGGAUCAUCAAGUCCAACUACAUGGGGCUGCCCCUGGUCAGCGUCAAGACCAUCAUCAGACAGGUUCUGCAGGGACUGGACUACCUCCACACCAAGUGUAAGAUCAUCCACACGGACAUCAAACCGGAGAACAUCUUGUUGGACGUGGACGAGGUCUACGUCAGGAGACUGGCGGCCGAGGCCACCAUCUGGCAGCGGGCCGGAGCCCCGCCCCCUUCCGGGUCUUCAGUUAGCACAGCUCCCAGAGAUGUCCAGGAUGGAAAACUCUCUAAAAACAAAAAGAAGAAGAUAAAACGAAAAGCGAAGCGUCAGCAGAGACUGCUGGAGGAGAGACUGGUGGACAUCCAGAGGAUGGAGCAGGAGGACGGUCUGCAGCAGCCUGAAGACACUGAGACCAGCUUCUCUCUGGUUGUCAACGGCAACCCUCCCGGCACCUCGGCCAAUAGCAAAGCGAGCCCGGAGUCCAGCUGCUCCUGGUUGGAGGAGCGCUGCAAUGGCCACGCCCCCGGACGCUUCUCCAGCCCCGCCUCCGGCCUGUCGGGCUUCUCCAGCUCCGUCCUGUCCGCCACGUCCGAGUCCACCCAGUCCGGGUUCUCCAGUGGACGGGACGUGACCAGUGCCUCGGACUUCCUGCUCAGCCCUCUGGACCCUCAGAACGCCGAGCGGCUUCGGGUGAAGAUCGCCGAUCUGGGAAACGCCUGCUGGGUGCACAAACACUUCACCGAGGACAUCCAGACCCGGCAGUACCGGGCGCUGGAGGUCCUGAUCGGGGCCGAGUACGGACCGCCGGCCGACAUCUGGAGCACCGCCUGCAUGGCGUUUGAGUUGGCGACGGGGGAUUAUCUGUUUGAGCCGCAUUCAGGAGAAGAUUACACCAGAGAUGAAGACCACAUCGCUCACAUCAUGGAGCUGCUGGGUCCGAUUCCUUUGCCCUUCGCUCUGUCUGGCAGGUACUCCAGAGAGUACUUCAACAGGAGAGGCGAGCUGCGGCACAUCUCCAGCCUGAAGCCCUGGGGUCUGUUCGAGGUGCUGCUGGAGAAGUACGAGUGGCCGCUGGACCAGGCGGCCCAGUUCAGCGACUUCCUGCUGACCAUGCUGGAGCUGCAGCCGGACCGCCGGGCCACGGCGGCGCAGUGUCUGCAGCACGCAUGGCUGCACACGUAGACACACACACACACACACACACACACACACACACACACUGGCCCCUUUCCCACCAAGCUGCUUCCAGGUCCAGGACUGAGCCCCGGCUCUGAACUCAAAACUGGUGCUAAUCAGGAACCACAGCGAAGCACCGAUACGCCUGGGGGCGGGGCCAUCGACUGGGGGCGGGGCCAUCAACACUGGAAAAGCAUCACCACCAUCGUUAAAGGAUUCAUUCAGUUUUUUAAUCGGCAGUGGACCGAGACGGAGACCAGGUCCUGACAGGGGGAGGAGCCUCUGGGACAGAGGACCUGUUAGAGGACACCCAGCAGCCCGGGUGCUGCUCAGUGGAUCACCUUCCCCUUCUGGAGAUGGGAAUCGGACCAGCAACCUCCCGGACAACCACUUUGCCGUCAGCCUCCUCCGACUGACGGACUCCUGCUGUCCCCGUUCUGAUGCUGGGACCGACCUGGACCUGGAACCAGAACCGACCUGGACCUGGAACCAGAACCGACCUGGAACCAGUGAUGUGAAGUGGAGAGCUGGUCCCAGGGUGGAGGAGAGCUGUUUGUGUGUGAUCAAGGUGAAACCGGGUUUGACCCCCGAUGCACACUGGAUGCGGUCCGGCUCCGGUCCGGCUCCGAUCUGGCUCCGG